AUGGAAGUAUUUGUACAAGAGUUUAAAACACUCCAAAAGGUCAUAUAUAAGUCAAAGAAUGCACACCGGUGCACUCUUUACUACAAACACACAGUGCACGUAAGUCGGCUAAUUAAAAAAUAUCUAAGCACAGAUGGUACAAAAAAGAUAAAAGACCUGCUACUCUCUGACAUACAGGACAAGUGCAUGACUGCUUAUGUUUCUCUAAGCAGCAACAUUGCCCAGGGGCACAACCUUGCGCUUAGCAUAGGCCUUAUGGCUAUUAUGGCUCAAUUGUACAGUACAAGUAAAAAACUUAAUUAUACAGACGCAGUGCAGGCUACAUCAUAUAUUGUACACGACAUAGAGAGCAGCUCGGAAAAGGAUGAAAUAAGUGAUAUAUUCAAAUAA
Messenger RNA from Nematocida ausubeli, 390 nucleotides. RefSeq lists its product as uncharacterized. The record is from RefSeq and is a predicted model, not a curated record. The transcript has a single exon. NCBI's taxonomy places the organism in Eukaryota, Fungi, Microsporidia. The coding region runs from base 1 to 390 and encodes 129 amino acids.